UAGCGUUGAACUUUAAAAAUCUCGCGCUACUUUCUACAGACAGCGGUUUGGAGAUUUCAGCCAUACACUAAGACAGUAAAUUCGCCAGUCGUAGCAAAAGUGAUCAGUCAAGGCCAAAUUUAGCACACAGAAGAAGUGUUCUCUGUAGGAGAUGGGCGGAGAGAAGAAUGUUGGCCAAGCCAAAGGAGGGAAGGCCAAAGCGAAGACACCCAGACAGAGGCUGAGUGAUGAGGAAGGAGGCUCGGGUGGAGACGCACCUAGGAAAAGUACAAAGCCCAAUAAGGAAAGAACUAAAGCCACAGCAAAGUCUCAGCGGGUGGAAAAAGUAAAAGUUCAGAAAAAGGUCAAGGCUUUCAAAACGGAGAGCGUGGAGAGCUUUGAUGAUGAUGUGAGGUUUAAUUUGGCUGUAAAAGAGGAGCCUGAAGAUGGAGACUUUGUGCCAGAAAAGAGGGGGAAAAAGAGGAAAAGACCAGAGGAUAAACCCAUGGAAGGUCCCUCGUGUUCCAGUGCAACCCCAACGAAAUUGAAAGAGAAGGACGGGGCUGACCCGAGGACAGAGAAUAACACAAAGGAGGGGAUAAAGAAAGAGAAGAAGCCAAAGAAAGAGGAGGCGGAGCAUCCAGUCACUACAAAGAAGAAGUCAAAGGAAGAGAUUGAGGCAGCAAAAGCGUUGAAGAUCAAAAAAAGAGAAGAAGAGCAGCAGCGCUGGAGAUGGUGGGAAGAGGACAAGUAUGAGGAUGGUGUAAAAUGGAAGUUUCUGGAGCACAGGGGUCCCUUUUUCCCACCGGAGUACCAGCAUCUCCCAGACAACGUUAACUUCUACUACAAUGGUAAAGUUGUGAAGCUGGGCCUUGCUGCAGAGGAGGUGGCCCUGUUCUUUGCUCAGAUGCUUGACCAUGAAUACACCACAAAAGAUGUGUUCCGAAACAACUUCUUCAAGGACUGGAGGAAGGAGAUGACCCUGGAGGAGAGGGUGCUAAUUAGUGACCUGAAUAAGUGUGACUUUCGGGAGCUCCACGCCAUGCACAAGGAGAAGGUGGAGGCUAGGAAGGCCAUGAGCAAAGAGGAGAAACUGGUGAUGAAAGAGGCCAAUCAGAAGAUAGUGGAGGAGUAUGGCUUCUGUAUACUGGACCACCACCGGGAACGCAUUGGCAACUUUAAGAUUGAGCCGCCAGGUCUCUUCCGAGGACGGGGGGAGCACCCCAAACAAGGCAUGCUUAAGAAGAGGAUCCAGCCGGAGGACGUCAUCAUCAACUGUGAAAAAAAGUCUUGUAUCCCAGAGCCCCCUGCUGGUCACCACUGGAAGGAGGUUCGCCAUGACAACACAGUGACCUGGCUGGCCAGCUGGACUGAGAAUGUUCAGGGCUCCUGCAAGUAUGUCAUGCUCAACCCCAGCUCCAAACUCAAGGGUGAGAAGGACUGGGAGAAGUAUGAGGUGGCCCGCCGGUUGAAAAGGUGUGUGAAUGGGAUCCGCCAGCAGUACCAGCAGGACAUCAAGUCCAAACAGAUGGAGACCCGCCAGAGAGCUGUGGCCCUUUACUUCAUAGAUAAGCUGGCCCUGAGAGCGGGUAACGAGAAGGAGGAGGGCGAGACGGCGGACACGGUGGGCUGCUGCUCCCUGAGGGUGGAGCACAUCACCCUCCACGACCUGCUGGAGGACAAGGAGUGUGUGGUGGAAUUUGACUUCCUGGGUAAAGACUGUAUCCGCUACUACAACAAGGUCCCCGUCACCAAGAGGGUGUUCAAGAACCUCACGCUCUUCAUGAAGAACAAGGAGCCUGGAGACGACCUGUUUGAUCGCCUCAGCACGUGCUUGUUGAAUAAGCACCUGUCAUCCCUGCUGCCUGGUCUGACUGCUAAGGUAUUCAGGACUUUCAACGCCUCCAUCACCCUGCAGGAGCAGCUCCAACAGCUGUCCAACAUGACCGACAACCCGGCAGAGAAGCUGCUCUCCUACAACAGGGCCAACCGAGCUGUUGCAGUUCUGUGUAACCACCAGCGGGUGCCGCCAAAGACCUUUGAUCAGUCUAUGGCCAACCUCCAGUCCAAGAUUGAUGGCAGGAGGGAGCAGUUGGCCCUGGCCAAGAGUGAGCUGAAGCUGGCCAAGAAGGAGGUCAAAGCUCAUAGUUCAGACGGCAAGCUGCAGGCGGUGGUGGAGCGUAAGAAGAAGGCUGUGCAGCGCUGUGAGGAGCAGCUUAUGAAGAUGGAGGUUCAGGCCACAAACCGAGAGGAGAACAAGCAGAUCGCACUGGGCACCUCCAAACUCAACUACCUGGACCCACGCAUUAGCGUGGCCUGGUGUAAGAACAUGGAGGUGCCCCUGGACAAAAUUUAUAAUAAAUCUCAGAGGGAUAAGUUUGCCUGGGCUGUUGACAUGACCGGGGCAGAUUUUAUAUUCUAAGUCAGCCUCUACCCUUUAGUUCUACCUAAAUGUAAAGACUAGGAGGCAGGUUUUAUAUUCUAAGUCAGCCUCUACCCUUUAGUUCUACCUAAAUGUAAAGACUAGGAGGCAGGUUUUAUAUUCUAAGUCAGUCUCUACCCUUUAGUUCUACCUAAAUGUAAAGACUAGGAGGCAGGUUUUAUAUUCUAAGUCAGCCUCUACCCUUUAGUUCUACCUAAAUGUAAAGACUAGGGGGCAGAUUUUAUAUUCUAAGUCAGCCUCUACCCUUUAGUUCUACCUAAAUGUAAAGACUAGGAGGCAGGUUUUAUCCUCUGGUUUUAACUGCCCAUGUGUUGAACUACAGAAUCCUUGAGUUUUUCACUCCACUUCACAGCAAGUCUUUUCCAAGUUUAAUUGUUGUAUUGCUGUUGGCACUUUUUUUUUAAAGUUGACUAUUGUUAAUGGUAAACCAAGAUGAUCUUAUAUGGAUAACAUUUCCUUUUAUAAACAUUUAAUAAAGUUUCUUAAGA
Messenger RNA from Oncorhynchus nerka (sockeye salmon), 2910 nucleotides. RefSeq names its product DNA topoisomerase I, mitochondrial. The record is from RefSeq and is a predicted model, not a curated record. Gene Ontology annotation, cellular component: chromosome; nucleolus. Gene Ontology annotation, molecular function: DNA topoisomerase type I (single strand cut, ATP-independent) activity; DNA binding. NCBI's taxonomy places the organism in Eukaryota, Metazoa, Chordata, Actinopteri, Salmoniformes, Salmonidae. Gene Ontology annotation, biological process: DNA topological change; chromosome segregation; DNA replication.